Candidula unifasciata is the source of this 1506-nucleotide messenger RNA. The record is from the annotation of a GenBank genome assembly. NCBI's taxonomy places the organism in Eukaryota, Metazoa, Mollusca, Gastropoda, Stylommatophora, Geomitridae.
AUGGCGGACGGAGGGAAGAGAACAACAACAAGAGGCCUACGUGACGAGGUGAAUGUAUGCCAGUUGUGUGGAGCACUUGACAAUCUCUCCUUGUGCGGCGGCUGUCGGGGUACCUGGUACUGUUGUAAAGACCACCAACGUCGAGAUUGGAAGGACCAUAAACGGUCAUGCAGACAGACUACUAAGACAGUCAACACCAGCUGCUCACGGACAGAAGGCGAAGGCCAGAAGAACGGCUUGUUGUCGACCAGGCCAGACAUGCCCAACGAGUCGGCAGCUGAAGAUACCAACGAUGCGGAUUUUGUCACGACCGACGACUGCGGCAGUAACCCCGCAUCCCCGCUGAAAGUAACAGUCGACGAAUGCUCUGCUCUCUCACGUUUACGCACUUUUGAACAGAUAAAACCAGGAGAGGGGACACAAAUCAACAACAACGGCGGCGGUACAGCUGGGUUGGUCACAUCGGAGACUGGAGGCAGUAGUCGCGGACGUGAGGACAACCAGGUUGUCAAGACAAAUACCUCUUCAAGGAAAAACACUCACACAAAGUCUUCCAUAAAGAAGAAUAAAAAUGAUCCUCAUAGAAAUUUGGCAACUAUUUCUGAAGAUGGGCCUCCCCCAGAGAGGUACUACCUAGAUUACAACUCUCAUCAAAUAAGUCUGCCUCCUUCAGCAAAAACUGCCAUUGCAGGUAACUCACCGGCUUCAGCCAUGGGGCAAGGUGAUAAUAAACUUUCGGCUUUGCAGACCAAGGAUCAGUACCUCACAAUAUUGCGAUCUCGGUUUGGGGUGCUAGCCAAAUAUGUUGUGGAUUGUUUAACUAAAUACGGCAUCUGUGUUAUUGACAAGUUUCUGGGAGAUGUCACUGGACAUGAAAUCCUGAAAGAAGUGAUGCAGCUGAGUUCUACUGGAGUCAUGAAGCAGGGACAGCUAGUCCACGGCCCUUCUUCUUCCAGUAAUAAAUAUAUUCGUGGGGACAUGAUCACCUGGGUGGAUGGUACAGAACCUCGUUCAGAAAACAUUCAUUUUCUGAUUUCCUGUAUGGAUGCAGUGAUGCUUCAGUGUGCCAGCAAGCUGGAUAUGUACACCAUAAAUGAACGGACUAAGGCUAUGGUUGCCUGCUACCCAGGCCGAAAAACUCGCUAUGUAAGACAUGUAGACAACCCUAACGGAGACGGUCGAUGUAUCACUUGUAUAUACUACCUCAAUGAAAACUGGGAUGUUCGGCAACAUGGUGGUUUGUUGAGGAUUUACCCAGAAGGCUCCGACAGAGUGGCCAACAUUGAACCCAAGUUUGACCGCUUGUUGUUUUUCUGGUCAGACCGGAGGAACCCUCAUGAAGUGGAGGAAUCAUUCAGGGAAAGGUAUGCAAUUACUGUUUGGUACUAUGAUGCUGAAGAGAGAGCCCAAGCUUUGAAGAAAUUCAAAGGGGGUUCUGACUCUAACAGCAUCAAACCACAAGCAGUGCCUCUCAUCAACGCAGAUAGCCAGGGAUUAUCCAGAUAG